UGCGGGGACGGUGCUGGGGGCGGGGGCAGCAUGCGGAGCCACCUCCCCCCCCAGGGGCCGCAGAGACGUGCCGGCAGCGGGAGCGGUGUGGGGCCGUGGCAGGCAGCCUGCCUGAACCUGGCUGCACGGCUGGACUUUCAGCAGCCCGGAGAUCGCCAUCGACUGGCAGAGGCUCCAGGAGCGACCAGUCAAUCGCGACUGAUGGGCCGCUGACCACCGAAUUGCAUAUAAUUACGGAUUUAUUUUUGCGGCCGCCCCUCAGCCCGAGGCUGCGGCCCCUAAAGCCCCUGCAUUAAUCCAGCCUCCUGCGAGCCAGUGGGCUCGGCGCGGCCAGGGCAGCCUCCCUGGUAACUGACAUCUGGCGGGUUCCGCCCGCCAGGCCGGCUCCGGGGGCAGCAGCGGCAGGGCCGGCUGGGCGCAGUGACGGCGGGCGGGGCUGUAGCGCCCCGCCUCACCUCCUCCUUUUACUUCGGCCCUUCCCGGGCCGGGCUGUUGCGCAUGCGCCCUUCUCCGAAAGCCCGUUCAGCGCAGAUCAAUGCGCAUGCGUCCUCCUUCAAUAAUCAUUGGCGAAAAAGCGCUCCUAGGUUGCCGCGCGUGCGUUCCCUGGGGGGGGGGGGUCGAGAUACACGGGCGCAUGCGCUUGGCUUUUGUUGGCCGAGGGGACAAAGCCCCCGGAGGCUGUUGCGCUGCAGGGGGCGAACUCCUCGCGGAUGUUUGUGCGCGCGCGCCAGUUGGUGCGGCCCCUCCCUCCCCCGCUGCUACGCAUGCGCGUUCCUUUGAGAGACUGGCUGUGACCCACCCCGGGUUAAGUCGCAGCGUCCUGACUUCAUUGGUGGGAGCCGGAAGCGCUGCCUAGUUACCAAGAUGGAGAGUGUGAUUUAUAGUACGCUACCGCCGCAGGCUGCAAAGCUAUUGGAUAUCCAGCCUCAAGGAUCAAAAGAGGCUGAAGCUUUUGUAAAUGCCUUUCUGAAGCGUAGUAUGCCACGACUGAAAGAUGAAGCCAUCCAGGAUAAGCUAACCCGAAAAGCUGUAGUUCUUGAGCAUUGUCCUAAAAGAAGGAAAAAGGACAAAAGGAAGAAAACAAAAGGGUUUUCUGCCAAGCAGAGGAGAGAAAUGCGUCUCUUUGAAAUUAAGCCAGAACAGCAAAAAUAUGAGUUGUUUCUACCAUUACAUGAACUCUGGAAACAAUACAUCAGGGAUCUGUGUAAUGGACUCAGACCAGAUGCACAACCACAGAUGAUUCAGGCCAAAUUGCUAAAAGCUGAUCUCCAUGGAGCUAUUGUUACAGUAACUAAAUCAAAAUGUCCCUCUUAUGUUGGGAUCACGGGAAUUAUUCUACAGGAAAUGAAGCAUAUUUUCAAAAUUAUCACUAAAGAAGAUAAAUUAAAAGUUAUUCCCAAGCUUAACAAUGUAUUUAGCCUGGAGGUUGAUGGCUUUAUUUCCCACAUCUAUGGUAGCAAGUUCCAGCUUAGAGCAAGUGAGCGUUCUGCAAAGAAGUUCAAAGCAAAAGGAACUAUUGACCUGUGAUUUUAAGGAAAUUCAAAGAUAUUGGGGAUUCAUUCAUAAACUGAAAAUCAAGUUUAAAAAACAAGAACAUAUGGAAUUCUACGUCCUCUAAAGUGUUUCUUUAUACAGAAGUAUGAGUUACAAGACACAUUUAAGUUACAUCUGUUUUUAUGUACUAGGUGGUCUCCCUGAAUCCUCAGAUUGCAGUAAUAUGUCAUUAUUUCAUUUCCUGAAAAUAUAGUGUAUAACAUUUUGGUCUUUUUUUUAAAUAGUAAACUAAUAUUUGUGAUUCACAUCACUUUGUUUUUAAAAAUAAAAUCCUUUUCCCAAUUAUUUUUUGACUUAAUAUAACUUUAAUUGUGUUGGUUUAAUGUAUAUAAUAGAUGUCUCAAUUUACAUAUUUUCAGGUAAAUCACACGGUGGAACAUGUAUGAAUUCUAAUUCCUGAUGUUAAAAGUUGUCUCUCUCUGACGUGUUUCGUGGACAGACAGGGUUAUAUGGAGGAAUUUACGUACUGAAAAUGAAUUAAAUCUUGUUUUACAACUUGUUUUUAAAUUCUGUGUUUUGGCUUCCAUACAUAUUACAGUGCUUGUAAGAAGACUGUAAAAGACUUAAGGCUUUUACAGUAUAAUCACCAUUUGGUGGUGUAAACACAAAAUAAUUUUUUAUGACUUAAAUUUUAUACACUUGCUUUGUGUAAACUAUUUUCUCCUAGAAGCAGGAGCAACUGUUUCAUCUGAUCAGUUUUAUUUUGACCUAUCUGUGACACAUACCAGUGCUUACAAACAAUAUACAAAUGAGGGAAGUAUAAAUGCAUAGAUAAGUUUAGCGCAGUCUUUCUAGCUGCCAAGGAUAUCACUAUAGCCUGUGUCUUCUCACUGUGGUAUGACUUGUCACUUCAUUAAAUUUCUUGUCUACUCUGCCAGAUCACCCAUUCUGGCUGUCUUGCAUUGGAAGGGCUAACUCUGCAAUGAUCCCUUUAAAAUAAUAGGACACGUGUAGAUUUCACUGUGGAAUAGAAAAUAGUAUCUUCACAGGGGAGAGGUUUGCUCAAUCCUUUUUUCACUUUCCUCCAAUCUUUCUGAUUUUUUUAAAAUUAUUUGCAUAUUAUAUGGAGGUCCCUCUGUUUUGAAACUCUGACAAUUAUUAGAUCAAGGCAGGCUGAGAGGGAAGAGCAUUUGAAUACUAGUAUUCUAGUGUGGCAAACAAGAAGGCCUAGUCCGUGGCUGCUCCUGAGUGCCUUUUAAGGUUGUUCAAAGAAUAUUAAACAGAGGGGGGGAAAUGCUUUUAACACUCCUAAAAAGAAUGCUCAUAUUAAGCUGUGUAAUGCAAAGGUUCUUUAUCAUUGCACCCUGCCUGUGUUGAGGAAAUUAAGGGAAUAUCUUUUAUAGAAACUGCAAUUCUUGGGCAAAAUGUGUUUCAAAAAUUACUGUGCUGAAAUAAAAAAAAUUUCAAAUGCAGGCUUAUGUUGUAGUAAAAAGGAAGAAGGCAUUAAUUUGGUCAGGAUUAUAAAGGUAGCAUGUCUGAAAACAGAAAAUAUCCUUGUAGGUAGAAUUCUCAAUGUAUAAAAUCUUUCCUUUCAGAAUAAGUGUUAUUUGGCCAUGGGAACAUAACAGAGAAAAGGGUUAAAACAACAAAAGCCUAAAAACAUAUUGGCUAAGCUAAACUUAGCCCUUCCUUGCCAGUUUGUCGGUCUGGAACGUAGGACAUAGCACUGGCAGGGACUUCCUGGGUGCAGGAAACCCAGUCAGAUAAUCCCAUUUAAACUUUAUCAUGCUCCACUUUAAAACGAGUUAGGCGCUUUGUCCCCAUUGCUCUUAUUGGAAGACUGUUCCACAGCCUCAGUUCUCUGGUCAUUAGAAGCCUAAUUUCUAGCCUGAAUUUAUUCAGGGCCCGUUUCUACUCAUUUCUUCUUCUGCCACAUUGUCCUUUAGCUUAAAUAGUUCUUCUGCCUCCCUAGUGCUUAACCCCUCAUGUAUUUAUAGAGAGCAGUCAUAUCCACACUCAGCCUUCCUGGCUUGUUUAGCCUAGCAAAAGCUCUUCUAGUCUUCUCAUAAAAUAGGGUCUCCAUUCCCCUGAUCAUCAUAGUAACCCUUCUCUGAACCUGUUCCAGUCUGACUGGGCUUUGGUGCCCCAUUCCCCAUCAUUGGGCCUAUGAGACAGGCUGCAUCCUACAACUUCUGCCUCUUGGACAAUCUGCUCCCACCCACCACUCUGAAUCUGUUCCUCAGGUCAUAGGCUUACUUAUUUCAAAGUUCCUUUGUUUCAGAGUUCCUGCUUGCAGAUCUUGUUAGCCAGUACAUAUAGAUUAGGCAUAGGGCAUACCAUAUUAAUGUCGUAUUAUACCUAGCAUGUGGGCAGUUAUGUUAACUUUUCCACAGUUCUGUCCACAUUCCUCACUUAUGUCGAGAGAUUAUAUAUCCCACAACCCUCUGCAUCGCAAAACAUAGCUUUUGGCAUUAGCAAAUAUAAAUUCUGUCUAAAGACAAGAUACAUUUGCUCUAUGUCUAAGUACAGGUUCCUUCACAGUCAACUUAUUUAAAAUGUAGUAUCCAAAACAGAUAAGAAAAGGUACAGAACAAGAAGUUAAGGAAAUGGUAGGUUGGAUCUUAUAAAGUGCUUUCUAACUUGUAAGCAACUGUGCUGUAGAAGUGGGUUGGGGGGUGUAUUUUGGGAAGCGCACUUGUGUGUGGCAAACUGACACACUGCUAGAAACAGCUUCCUGGAAAGAUCAGUAACAUAGUAACUCCUUCCUGUGCUAUACUAUUGAUUUUUAGCAGUAAAUUGGCUAGGUUUGGUUAAUUGGUCUCUUGAACACAUUUCAUAAUGAACCACAAGUCUAGUGAAACAACUAGAUACAUUUGUAGCAGCACUCUCCUUAGGUUUCCAGCAGGGCUGCUGCAUUGGUGAAAACUGAUUCAAAUGUUUCUUGAGAGGGGGUCAAAAGUAGUCUCCUAAGAGUAGAUUCACUGUAUUGUCCAUAUGAGUGCUAGGCAAUUGAAUUCUAGUAAUUGCUGGGUUCCUGAAGAUCUGAUCAGAGUCCAGCCACAAUUUAAGCCGACGAUUCCAUAGAGGCAGCCCCAUCACAAUACUCAAACAAGUAGAGAGAUGCACAGCAUUCAUAAAAUUAUAUUAAUAGCUCCCACAGUCUUCACAAGGAGCUUUUUAACAUUCACAACUAAUGCAUACCAUAGGCUUCUUAAAAAAUAUACACAAGGUAAUUGUUACUCCUCCUCUGUCUGUGUUCUAAAUUUGAUUUGCGUACAAGCUGUAACCUAUGAACUGUGUUUUCAUGAAGCAAGACUACCUUGUGUUUUUACUGAUACGCCACUUGAAGUUUAAACUGGUAAUAUCCUGUUUUAAAAGUAUCCCACAGCAUAAAUGUAUUUAUAAAAUUAGUUAAGACUAAUCGUGAAAAUAAGUAAAUAGUGUUUAAGCUGGUUUUGUUACUGGAAAAGCAGACUGCAUUUGAAAGCUGGUCUGAAAUAUGCAAAGCUUAAGCUACUGUAUAUAUAAAACUACUGCACUUUGAGUAUCAAUGGUAAUUUUAAUUCAGUAUUUAAUGCAUGGGAGUGGAGCAUGAAUACCUACCAGGCCCUGUAAAUUCUAAUAGAACUGUUAUCAAGAAGUUUGGACUACAGUGCUAUCUGGUACUUUUUAAUGAGCACAAAAUUCACUUUAAGAAUGUUGAUUUAAUAUAUUUAUUCAUAGUCUGCAGUAAUAUCAUUGUAAUAAAUUGGACUUUCAUGGACCGUUCUAGCCACCUUGACCCUACUUUAUUUCCCCUUUCUCUCUCUGCCUUGGGUACAAUUGACUAGUUUCAGAGAGGUGGGGUUUUUUUUAAAUGGCAGCUAUCAGAAAAAAUAUUUUCUUUAUACCCCAAAUGAUGAAUUCUUCCCCUUUCCACCACUUGUCUCCCCCCCCCCCCCCAAAAUAGAAUACUCAUAGUCCUCAACUUCUGCCAGUACCAAUAUAGCAUCUAAUGUAGAUGUUUCAUCAGAAGGCAAUAAUCCCAGUUUUCCAAUAAGGAACAGCCCUCAAACAUUGGUGUAUCUAUCUAGUUUCUUAUCUGAUGCCCAUCAGCAUUGUCUCUUAGUCCUGUCUGUAAAGAACUAGCAUAAGAUGGGGCCUAAUGAGAUGACUUGAUUUCUAUUUCAUGGCCCUGUGUGCUUCUUUUUGGGCAGGUAGUCAGAUACUACAACAAUAAUUAGAUACUUUUUCCACUUCUAAGGCCUGUACAAUUGGAGUUAUAUUAUUAAGAGCCUCUGGCUUUGGAGGUAAAAAGGUAUGAAAAAAUAUCUAUUUGUAAGCAAUGUUUCUAAAAGUUUUGGUCGAAGUUUGUUAACAUGCAGAAGUGGCAUUGUUUAAAGCUUUACUGGCCUUCAGUUUGGGAGGACUUCAAAACUUGCUUGUGGUUUUGGUGGUGUUACAUUCAUGUCAAUAAAAGAUUUUAGGUUGUCUCAGUA
Messenger RNA from Chelonia mydas (Green sea turtle), 5972 nucleotides. It is a transcript of the gene POP4, whose product is annotated as POP4 homolog, ribonuclease P/MRP subunit. The coding region runs from base 865 to 1527 and encodes 220 amino acids. The record is from RefSeq and is a predicted model, not a curated record. NCBI's taxonomy places the organism in Eukaryota, Metazoa, Chordata, Testudines, Cheloniidae. Gene Ontology annotation, cellular component: ribonuclease P complex; ribonuclease MRP complex. Gene Ontology annotation, molecular function: ribonuclease P RNA binding. Gene Ontology annotation, biological process: rRNA processing; tRNA 5'-leader removal. The transcript has 7 exons.